Messenger RNA from Lachancea sp. 'fantastica', 1806 nucleotides. NCBI's taxonomy places the organism in Eukaryota, Fungi, Ascomycota, Saccharomycetes, Saccharomycetales, Saccharomycetaceae. The record is from the annotation of a GenBank genome assembly.
AUGUUAGAUCUGAAGAAGGAAGAACAAGUUGAAGACCAUGACAACAGCAGUAGUCUCAGCCAGACCGACGAACAGCCGUUAGGAAAUGGUGUGCGUCGAAUGGAGACUGUCAAUGCCACACUGUCACACACUGGCACAUUCUCAGCAUUCGGUGUUCGUUUCCAGACUUUGAAGAUAUUGCUGCUUAUAGCGCUAUUCUUGCAGGGCUACUGCACAGGAUUGGGAGGUCAAAUCUCGCAGUCAAUUCAGACUUACGCCGCCAAUGCUUUCGGGAAGCAUUCGCAGAUCGGGUCGAUCAACACAGUCAAAUCAAUUGUCGCGGCGGCCGUCGCAGUUCCUUACGCACGUUUGUCUGAUCGAUUUGGGCGGAUUGAAUGCUGGAUUUUUGCGCUUGUUCUUUACACUGUGGGAGACAUUGCAAGUGCAGCAACUCCAAGCUUCGGUGGUUUGUUUGCUGGUAUAGUGGUGCAGCAAUUUGGUUACUCUGGGUUCAGACUAUUGGCAACAGCGCUGACAGCAGAUAUCUCCGAGCUUAGGGACCGCACUUUUGCCAUGAACAUUUUCUUGAUUCCGGUGAUCAUCAAUACAUGGGUAAGUGGGAACAUUGUCGAUUCGCUCGCUGGAGCCAAGGUACCCUACCAGUGGCGGUGGGGGUAUGGAAUUUUCUGCAUCAUCGUGCCCUUCUCCACGUUGCUGCUAAUUCUACCAUAUGCGUAUGCGCAGUAUUUGACUUGGCGUCAGGGAAGGCUUCCGCAGUUCAAGUUCAGGGAGCAGGGCCAGAGCUGGAGUCGAGCUUUAUGGAAUCUUGUGGAAGAGGUGAAUCUUGUAGGUAUUAUUCUGUUCACUGCUUUCCUGGUUCUUGUGUUGCUGCCACUCACCUUGGCGGGUGGUGCAUCCACAAAGUGGAAAGAGGGUUAUGUUAUUGCAAUGAUCGUUGUUGGGGGCUGCUGUGGGAUCUUUUUUUUUGUGUGGGAAUUUUGGUUAGCCAAGAAACCUUUUGUUCCAAGGCUUUAUCUCGGAGAUGCGACGAUUUAUGUGGCACUUUCGAUCGAGUUUAUUUGGCGUAUGGCGUUGCAGAUUGAACUAGAGUAUCUAAUAACGGUUCUCAUGGUGGCUUUCGGAGAGUCCAAGUUGAGUUCCCAACGAAUUGGACAAUUGUACAACUUUCUGCAAUCGUGUACAAACUUGGUCGUUGGUAUCAUGCUACAUUUUUAUCCACAUCCUAAACCAUUUAUCGUCGUAGGCUCUCUUCUCGGCGUUCUUGGGAUGGGUAUUCUCUACAAGUACAGAGUGGCAUAUGACGGUAUUUCUGGACUUAUUGGUGCCGAAGUUCUGAUAGGCAUAGCCGGCGGUAUGAUCCGCUUUCCCAUGUGGACUUUAGUACAUGCCUCAACAAGCCACGAAGAGAUGGCCGUUGCCACUGGGCUGCUCAUGUCGGUGUACCAAAUAGGCAACGCUGUGGGGUCUUCAAUUGCUGGCGCCAUUUGGACUCAACGUCUGGCAAAGGAGCUGAUCAAGCGGUUGGGCCCAAAAGUUGGGUUAGCGGUUUACAAAUCGCCGCUCAGCUUUUUGAAGAAAUAUCCCAUGGGUUCAGAGGUCCGUGGUGAAAUUCUGACUUCAUAUUCGAAAAUUCAGAGGUUGCUCAUUAUCGUUUCUAUCUCGUUUGCAGCUUUGAACGCCUUGCUCUGCUUUUGUUUGCCUGGUUAUACAAUGGGUAGCAAGCAAAGCUUCAGUUCAGAAGAAAGGGAGAAGCAAAAGCUAGAGAUGAGAAAAAAAUCGCUCUUGCGUCGCUUAAUCGGGUUCUGA